Phyllostomus hastatus (greater spear-nosed bat) is the source of this 2722-nucleotide messenger RNA. It is a transcript of the gene RNF4, whose product is annotated as ring finger protein 4. Gene Ontology annotation, molecular function: zinc ion binding; transcription factor binding. Lineage: Eukaryota; Metazoa; Chordata; Mammalia; Chiroptera; Phyllostomidae. The transcript has 8 exons. The record is from RefSeq and is a predicted model, not a curated record. Bases 276 to 848 code for a protein of 190 amino acids. Gene Ontology annotation, biological process: positive regulation of transcription by RNA polymerase II.
GGAAGUGGACUGCUGUUGAGGCGGCGGCGUCUGGCUGGAGUGCUUCUCCUCAGCAGCUUCCGAAGGUGCUUCCUGAUUCGGACGCGUCGGCUGCGGCUCCUGCCAGACCAAACCUGCCCCAAAACUUGACGGUGCGGAGAAGUCUGCGUGGCCCCAGAUGCCUCUGCUGGCCAGAGGAUGAGCGGGCAGUGGCCGUGAGCGGUGGAACGUUCCACGUCCCUGCAAACCUUGGCUCAGGUCGCUUCCUUCUCGGUAGGCUGCAGCCAAAGAGCACCAUGAGUACGAGGAAGCGCCGAGGAGGGGUUUCCAGUUCCAGACCAGCCCAGAAGCGAGCUCGGGAAGCAGCCUCCACCCUGGAGACGACUCUGGAAGCGGAGCCCAUAGAGCUCGUGGAGAGCGCUGGAGACGAGAUAGUGGACCUCACCUGUGAGUCUCUGGAGCCCGUGGUCGUUGACCUGACGCACAGCGACUCCGUCGUGAUCGUCGACGAAAGGAGGCGGCCGCGGAGGACUGCCAGGCGGCCGCGCCCGGACCAGGCCGACAGCUGUGUGGUGAGCAGCGACGACGAGGAGCUGCCCAGGGACAGAGACGUGUACGUGACCACACACGCCCCCAGGAGCACCAGGGAGGAGGCCUCUCCGGGACUCAGGCCCUCUGGCACGAUCAGCUGCCCCAUCUGCAUGGACGGGUACUCAGAGAUUGUGCAGAACGGACGUGUCAUUGUUUCCACGGAGUGCGGCCACGUCUUCUGCAGCCAGUGCCUCCGAGACUCCCUCAAGAACGCCAACACCUGCCCGACCUGCAGGAAGAAGAUGAGCCACAAACGCUACCACCCCAUUUACAUAUGAGGCGCUGGGGGCUGCCGGGAGAGGGGACAGACGGCGACGGCCGCGGGGCGGCCCUGCGGCCCUCCGUGGGGCGUCUGCCCCCAGUCUCCCGCGCUCACAAAGACCAUCUCCCACCCAGCGCCUGACACGUAGACUGCUUCUUUGUCCCCAGCCCUCCGAGAGCCUCUCGUUACCUCCGGCUCGGGGCCGGGGAGCGGGGUCUGCGUCUCUCUGCUCCCCGGGGACCCGGCCCCCGUGUGCCUGGGAGGGGAGAACCAGGGUCCGAGCCUCUUCCUGGAACGUGCACAUUCGCCAAGACGCUUCCCCUGCCUGGCAGGUUGCCCGGCCCCUCCUGGCGCAGGUGUCCUCAAGGGGCUGGCCCCGGCCAGCGCGCGAGCAGGUCCACGCGGCUCUCGCGGGCUCGCUACCUCCUCCCAGGCGUCCACCCAACACAGUGACCAAGCCAGACGCAGUCCCGGCAGCACCAACCGCGGGACUUCCUUCUUCCCAAGAGUCGAGUGACCGUGACUCUGCUGACACCUUAGCAGUGACACACGGGGACUUGUGCGUACCGAGAGCCCCUGCAGGGCCGCCCCUGACCCUACGGAAGAAAUGUGCAAUAAUGCCGCCCACCCACAGCCUGGGAGGGCAGUGCUGUCUGGGUCCCGGGGUCCACGGUGCCUGCGGCCCAGUGCCUGCCCCACCCCGCCCUGCCGCCGCCUGCUCUCAGGAACCGACCGGGCCCGGACUUCUCCACCCGGCAUGGGCCCUGCAAGGCCAACGGGCCCGGCCUGUGGCCCAGCGAACACACUUCUCUGAUAAAAUCCACCCUCUGUUUGCCACGUGCCCUCUGGUCCUCAGCUCCCGCUGCCCAGCGUCUCCUCGAGCACGGACACUGGGAGGCGGGGGCAGUGUUUGUGGCCUUAUCAGCCCACGGCCGCGCUGUCGCCCCCGCUGCAGCCGCCCCUGGUGUCAGAGGGCCCGGCCCAGGGGCCCGGCCGGGCCUGCCUUGGCCGUCUCGCUGCCCACGUUCAUUCCAGAAUUCGCCCCUCUGGCCGACCGGGCUUUGACCCCUCGGGCUUCUGACUGCUCCGCAGGUUUGGGUCGGCGGCUCCCCUCCCCGGGGCCCAGCCAGCACCCCUCUGCUCGCCUCCGACGGCGCGGGAGAGCCUCGGCCCCUCCGGGGGCUGCGCCGCCCCGAGUUUGGGGAGGACGGCGGGGGCCCUGGUGCCGGCCUGCCUCCACCUCCGCACCCUCCUCAGGCCGCGAGCCCCUCGGCGGCCUUGGCGCAGCACCUUCCUGAGGAGGCCGGCCCUCGGGCGCGGCGGCGCUGACGGUCUCCGGGCUCCCCCCGGGGGAGCGGGCCGGCACAGUUCACUUUACGCAGGGCUGCAGGGGCGCCCCUCCUCUGCGGAGAGCCCAUCCUUCACUCUGACAGUGGAGCCGGGGGGCUCACCUCCAGGCAGUGGGUGGGCGUGCGAGGAGCGGCCGGGCGGGGCCUGCGUGUCCGGUGUCCCGUGCCGGGCGCCCGCCCUCCACCACCACCUCCUUCCUGGGCUUCGUGGGGGCGCUCCGGUUACGUUCUGACAACACCCAGACUUCAGGAGCCAGGAUGCCCGCGCGGCCAAAAUCUCUCGUUUUACGUUCAAGGACAGUUGAUCAUGAAAGUUGUAUUUCUGCAUAGUGCAUUAAAUUGGGGGAAAGACACGUGUUUCUGCUAUUCAGAAACUGCAAAAUAGGAAAAGUUGCUAUGAAAAACCCUCCUCCUCCACCUCCUCAGUGUACAUACUACGACUCUUUCUUUGUUACGUUUAAAUUUGAUCCAUGACGUCAGUCUGUUUCGGAUCCUCUGCUAGUGGUACAGAUGGAAAUAAACCAGUAAUUUGAACCACACA